AUGCCUGUGCCAGUCACCGUCAAGGAGGCUGUCAAGGACAGUCUCCUUGGCACCGAGGAGACCACGGCUCUCUCAGCCAAGAACAAGGCAACCUUUCUCGGCGUAGCCACCAAGGAUGCCGAGACUGGCGAGCUGUACAUGACUGAACAGCAGUUCAUCCAUGCAGUUGCUCCCGCCGACGAAGAUUAUGCCAAGAUCAAGCGUGAGCAAUAUGGUCUCCUGUUUCACGUCGCCGAUCGCAAGGGCUCUGGCCGCGUGAGCCUCGCCGACUGGGCCACGUUCAACAACCUCCUUUUCAAGGCCGACGCCGAGUACGAGAUCGCUUUCCGUCUCUUCGACACCGAACGCACAGGUACCGUCACGUACGACAACUUCCGCAAGCUCUAUGAGGCAAACAAGGGCCCAGACAGCAUUCCCUUUGACUGGGACUGCCAGUGGGCAAAGCUGUACAUUGGCGACAAGACCCGCCGCCACAAUCUUACCUACCACGAGUUUUCGCAGAUGCUUCGUGGUCUGCAAGGUGAGAGAAUUCGCCAGGCUUUCCUGCUAUUCGACAAGGACGGUGAUGGCUACAUUGAGCCCGAGGACUUUGAGCGAAUCAUUCGUGAGACUUCCAAGCACAAGCUUUCCGACCACGUCGUCGAGAACUUGUCUACCCUGUGCAACAUCUCCCUCGGCAGCAGAGUGUCCUAUGCGAACGUCCGAGCCUUCCAGAACAUGAUUAAGGAGAUGGAUCUGGUAGAGCUCAUCAUUCGCAAGGCCUGCCAAAAGAGCUUCGAUGGCAAGAUCACCAAGACUGAAUUCCUCAACGAGGCUGCCAAGAUCACCCGUUUCUCUCUGUUCACACCGAUGGAGGCCGAUAUUCUUUUCCAUUUCGCCAGUCUUGAUGAGCCUUCGGGCCGUCUCAGCCUGCUGGAUUUCGCCAAAGUCCUGGACCCUACCUGGAGAAACCGUGGUUAUGGAGUCGAGACUGCCGCCAGCUCCGUUGGCCAGACUGCAACAGGAGCCGCCCUCAGACAGGCUGCUGAGUCCGGUUAUCACUUCCUCUUGGGUUCCGUUGCUGGUGCCUUUGGUGCCUUCAUGGUCUAUCCCAUCGAUCUUGUCAAGACUCGCAUGCAGAACCAGCGAGGUGCCAAUCCCGGUCAGCGCCUCUACAACAACUCCAUCGACUGCUUUAGGAAGGUCAUUGCCAAUGAGGGUUUCAAGGGCCUUUACUCUGGAGUCUUGCCUCAGCUGGUUGGUGUUGCACCCGAGAAGGCCAUCAAACUUACCGUGAACGAUUUGGUCCGCAGCGCAUUCACCGACAAGAAGACUGGCUCCAUCUGGACCGGACACGAAAUCUUGGCUGGUGGCACGGCUGGUGCUUGCCAAGUCGUCUUCACAAACCCUCUCGAGAUUGUCAAAAUUCGCCUGCAGGUUCAGGGAGAGGUUGCCAAGGCUGCAGGUGCUGAACGCCGCUCCGCCAUGUGGAUUGUUAAGAACCUCGGACUGGCAGGUCUCUAUAAAGGUGCUAGUGCCUGCUUGCUCAGAGAUGUCCCCUUCUCGGCAAUCUACUUCCCGACCUACAGCCACUUGAAGAGGGAUCUCUUCGGUGAGUCGCAGACCAAGAAGCUUGGUGUCCUCCAACUGCUCACAGCCGGUGCCAUCGCUGGUAUGCCUGCUGCCUACCUGACAACUCCUUGUGAUGUCAUCAAGACCCGUUUGCAGGUCGAGGCCCGCAAGGGUGACACCAAUUACACCGGCCUGCGGCACGCCGCUCAGAGUAUCUGGAAGGAGGAGGGCUUCCGAGCUUUCUUCAAGGGUGGCCCUGCUCGUAUCUUCCGUUCCUCUCCUCAGUUCGGUUUCACACUUGCAGGCUACGAAGUCCUGCAAAGUCUGCUGCCACUCCCUGGAAGCAAGAAAGCCGAGCAAGUUCACACUGGUGUUGCUGAUGUCGUGUCAUCAGUCAUAGAGAAGGAUGUCGCUUCCCCACACGCCCGCAGCCGUAACGCUCUGAAGAUCAUCCUUGACCUGGAUGAGAACUUCGGCCGUGUCAAGGUUCUUGAUGAGCAGGCCUGGAAGAAGGUCCCCGCCCUCUUCGGUGGAGGUGCCAAGUCGUCCUAA
Messenger RNA from Truncatella angustata, 2103 nucleotides. Its product is annotated as mitochondrial carrier domain-containing protein. Gene Ontology annotation, biological process: L-glutamate transmembrane transport; aspartate transmembrane transport; malate-aspartate shuttle. Bases 1 to 2103 code for a protein of 700 amino acids. NCBI's taxonomy places the organism in Eukaryota, Fungi, Ascomycota, Sordariomycetes, Amphisphaeriales, Sporocadaceae. The record is from RefSeq and is a predicted model, not a curated record. The transcript has 3 exons. Gene Ontology annotation, molecular function: calcium ion binding; L-glutamate transmembrane transporter activity; L-aspartate transmembrane transporter activity.